AUGUCAAACGUACCGGAGCAACAAAAAAGCGACAUCGUUCGCAAAUACCAGGUGUCCGACCGGUUCAAAACACUACUGCCCUACGAGUGCGGACCACUGCAAUCGGUUAAACCGCUGGUGGACGACGCGCUAUCAUGGUCAUUUGACACAUGCCAAUUUACCAAGCCACAGUACGUGCGCAUUGAGGGCACCGCAGUGUUUGCCGGUUAUUUUUGGCCUUUCACCCGGGACCGAGUCAAAUUUGAUGCCCUGAUCAAAAUGAUCAUACAUUUUUUUGUGGCCGACGACCAUGAUGAAACCGUUUACGGCCACAUCGAUCGCGACGCCGGCAAAGCGGCCGCAAUUCUGGGCCAACUCUACGAAGUGUGCGAUAAGAUUAGCGACACUACCGGUAAGGGUCGACACGUGUCGGCCAUACAUUGGAAGCCGUAUAUAUUGGCCGCGUAUGCCGUUUACGAUGAGAUCUAUUCGGCGCUAAACGAGGUUCAAAAGCGUCGCUUUUUGCACUUAUUUCGGGAGUGGAACGACGGUAUGAUUGCCGAGUGCUUCGAUAUUAAAAGCAAACGUCAAUUCAAAAACCUAGAUGAGUAUAUCGAGGUUAGAACCAAAUCGAUCGCAACGAUGCCAUUAAUACAUCUCAUUGAAUACGCGGACAACCUGUACGUACCGGAGCCCGAAUGGCAGCACCCGUCGAUGCAGGCGUUGUUCGCACACUUGAAUCGCGCGCUCAUAAUCUGUAACGACAUGUACUCAUUCGAGAAGGAGUUGUUGGACGCCGGGGGCCGACCCGACGGCGUGUAUAACAUUGUGGCCGCGUUUGCGCAGAUUGAAGGGGUUUCGUUGGAGGAA
Molecule: messenger RNA, 849 nt
Organism: Medioppia subpectinata
Lineage: Eukaryota; Metazoa; Arthropoda; Arachnida; Sarcoptiformes; Oppiidae
Source: the annotation of a GenBank genome assembly